GCGUCUUGCCAUUUCCAUCAUUUCGCAUGUUUCAACAUCCAGAGCGGCGGCGCGGUGUAAAUGGCAUCCAGGGCGGUGGUCAAGUUGGCGGCUGGGGAAAAGAUGGGGCUAGACCUGCUGGCGACGGAGAGCGUUUCGGUGCUCGCGAUGGACGGUUCAAUAGUGGUGAAUGACCAGACGUCCCAAAGUCCGAUGGCGUCGUCUCCCGGGGGGGGGACGGGGAAGACGUCGGGCGCGUUCUGAUCCGUGUGUCGUCGCGCUGCCCUCGCCGUCCGCCUCCGCAUCCAGCUCACCUCAAUCACCCCCAACCAAUACGGUCUAUGACCCGAUUACCACGAAGUACGUGUCUUCCUAGCGUCCUAUGUAUUUG
Molecule: messenger RNA, 370 nt
Organism: Neurospora tetrasperma FGSC 2508
Lineage: Eukaryota; Fungi; Ascomycota; Sordariomycetes; Sordariales; Sordariaceae
Exons: 1
Coding region: 170-355 (61 amino acids)
Source: RefSeq, a predicted model, not a curated record